Messenger RNA from Danio rerio (zebrafish), 2316 nucleotides. The record is from RefSeq and is a predicted model, not a curated record. NCBI's taxonomy places the organism in Eukaryota, Metazoa, Chordata, Actinopteri, Cypriniformes, Danionidae.
AUGGCAUCAGCUCUUGUAACUCAGGUGAUGGUGGCCAUUCUGGUGGCUCAGCCAUCCCAGUUUUCCACCGAGAAAGCCAAGGUGGCUUUUGUUGUUAAUCUCCUCUCUGGCAAUACGGCCUUAUGGGGGUCAACGGUGAGGGAUCAAAAGCUCCCUUGCUGUGAAUCCUUCACGACCUUUACUGAGAAGUUGAAGAAGGUGUUCGACCGGGCAGCCUCUGGAAGAGAAUCGGCACGCUUCCUGUCUGAUUUGCGUCAGGGCACACGCAGCGUGGCUGAUUGCGCCAUUGAGUUCCGCACGUUGGCAGCUGAUCCGGAUGGAAAAAGCUCAAUGGGACAUUCUGUGCCCUUUUUGGGACACAUCGUGUCAGUAGAUGGAUUUCACAUGGAUCCAGAGAAGAUUCAGGCUGUGGUGAAUUGGCCAACUCCAGAUUCUCGCCAGGCCCUGCAGAGGUUUCUGGUUGAUAUACACGAGUGGAUUCACACCAACUUCCUAGAAAAUAAUUCUGAAAAACAGAAGCUGAAUCUGGUGCUGUGUGGAAGUGAUGGAUCACUUAAGGUCUCAGCAUCCAAACUUUUACGAGGAAAACCAAUUACUAUUUCACACCAGAGAUCAAGCAGUGAAGAUUUUUUUAAGAAAGAGGAGAAGGUUCAUAGUUAUCAGACCAGUCUUGUGAAUCUUCCAGCUCUCACUCGUCUCUCAGAAGAUGAAGUGAUGAAUCAGACUCUGAACUGUGUCUCUCUGUCUGAUCCUGGAGUUCAUGCUUUCCUCCUCAUUAUUCCUGUUGGACCACUGACUGAUGAAGACAAACUGGAAGUUGAGAAGGUUUUGAAUAUAUUUGACACCAAGCAGCAUCUCAUAGUGAUAUUUAUCAGUGAUGGCACAAUUAAAAGUCCAGUGAGGGACUUCAUAAAAUCCACCCCAGAAUGUCAAAAGUUGAUCAGUCAUUGUGGAGGUCUUUACUGUGUCAUGGGUCUAAAAGAACCUGCAAGCUCAAGACAGAUCCCAGAACUGCUGGAGUAUAUAGAGAAGACAAAGACUAAAACAUAUUCGACUCAGAUGUUUGUGAAAGCUCAGAAAAACAGAGGCAGACGUGAAGUAGAGGAGAAAUAUCAAGAAGAACUGAAGAGACUGAAGAAUAUAAUCAAAGAGCUUCAAGAGAAGGGUCAGUCAGAAGGUGAUUGUACAGAAGAUCUGCAGUGUCUCAGGAUUGUGCUGAUUGGAAGGACAGGAAAUGGAAAGAGCGCAACAGGAAACACUAUUCUGGGAAGAGAAGAGUUUCUGAGUCAAGUAAGCAUGGAUUCAGUGACGACUGUCUGUGAGAAAGGAGUUGGAGAAGUUGAUGGUCGAUCAGUAGCUGUUGUUGAUACUCCAGGACUCUUCGACACAACACUGACAAAUGAUCAAGUGGUGGAAGAAAUAGUAAGGUGUGUUUCAUUGUCAGCUCCUGGACCUCAUGUGUUUAUCAUUGUGUUGAGUUUGGGAAGAUUCACCAAAGAGGAGACAGACACUAUUGAUCUGAUCAAGAAGAUCUUUGGUCCAGAAGCUGCUCAGUUCAGCAUCGUUCUGUUCACCAGAGGAGACGAUCUUAAAGGUCAGCCUAUAGAGGAUUACGUGAAAAAAGGACGCAAUGCAGAACUGAAGAAACUGAUUAGCGAUUGUGGAAACAGAUUCCUGGCUUUCAAUAACAGAGAAAAACAAGACAAAACUCAAGUGAUGAAGCUGUUAAAGAUGAUAGAAGAGGUGAAGAGUAAUAAUCAGGGAGGAUACUUCACUAACAGCAUGUUUGAGGAGGCAGAGAUGUCUAUUAAGAAGAAGAUGGAGGAAAUACAGAAAGAGAGAGAAAAAGAGAUUCAGAAACAGAAAGAAGAGUUACAAGACAAAUAUGAGAUGGAGAUGAAGGACAUGAUGAAGAAACUCGAGGAAGAAAAACAAAGAGCAGAAGAGGAGAGAAAUAAAAUGGAGAAUCAACUGAAAGAAAAAGAGGAAAAACUCAAAAAAGAGUUUGAAGAGAAGGAGAAAACAGAUCAAAAGAAACGAGAGAUUGAAAACCAGAAACGAUUAGAAGAGGAAAAACAGCAAAGAGCUGAAUAUGAUCAGAGAAUAGAAGAAAUGAUGAGAGAGAUUGACAAUCAGAGAUCACAGUAUGAACAACAGCAGAAAGAAAGAGAAGAAGACAGAAAGAGAGAAGAGAAAUACAGACAAGACCAAGACAAGAUGAGAAAUGAACAAGAGCGUAUUAUAGACGAAUUAAAGAUGAGACAAGAGGAGGAAACAAAAAAGAGGGAUUUGGAGAAGAAAAGAAGAAAUGAAGAA